Molecule: messenger RNA, 6031 nt
Organism: Pomacea canaliculata
Lineage: Eukaryota; Metazoa; Mollusca; Gastropoda; Architaenioglossa; Ampullariidae
Exons: 11
Coding region: 1777-3987 (736 amino acids)
Source: RefSeq, a predicted model, not a curated record
ACACUUUUCAAAUAUCGGGAAAACCCAGACGUGUAGAUCAGACGAGGGUUGGCACUACUGUAUAUUGCGUCCUCUGUGUGCUAGUCUGCCUUUCUUCUCUUAUUUUAAUCUUCAGGGAGUCACAAACAGCAAGUAUCACUUACAUAGUGAUGACAGACCUGAGCCUCCACUGACUCAUCUCACCUGGUGUUGACAAAUAUAAGAGCUGAGAGACUUGCUGUGUUGGUUCACUGUAAACACACUUAUAAACGGUGAAAACCAAGGAAAUCACACGAGCUUUCAGCAUUCCAUAAUGUUCAGCAACCAAAAACAUUUACAAGACCAGGGUGCAGUGGCAUCUCCAUCAAGGGAGGUAAUAUUAGCAUUCAGGAACAUUCACGGGGAACAUUUCCCACUUAUAAGGGCAAACAUCAGUGAAUUUUAAAUAAUGCCAGAAUCACAAUUUAAAAGUGAAAAUAACUUAUGAAGAAACAUAAAAUUGUUCCUAGUCAGUUUUAACAAAAGCUAUAUUCUAUUUUCUUGUUUUUUCCUUUUUUUAUACUUAAUUUAUGUAUUUUAUUUUUUCUCAGGCUUAAUCAAGACAACUUGAUUUCUGGUUGCUAGUAGAUCUUUAUCGUAUAGUAAUUAUACGAAUACAAAUUAAAUUAUGUUACCAUCCAAUUAGAUUUCUGAAAAAAAUAUUUAUGUAAAAUGUGAUAUUUUUGUAAAAUUAAUUGCUUUGUAAUUUAUUUCUUAACUGAUGACUAUUGAUGCACUUAAUUUUCUUUGCUGAAUUUGGACAUUACAAACAUGUCUUGUGACUCUCGUAUCCGAUCAGCUUCAACAGUCAGUUAAGAGCGAUGAAGCGGCUCCCAGACCAAGAAGGGUAGGGAAAUUGCAAGGCUCUCAAGAUUUUUUGGUUGUCUGUAUUUUGGAAUCUCUUAAUAUGUGUGACAGGAUGAAUUUACUCAUGUCGAAAAUAAAACAAAAAUCUAGCAAACCACCAUUCACUCUAGUGGGUGAGGUGGAAUGUCGUCUGUGUCAAUUUUCGCAAAAUGUAGGUUAACCUUAUUCUGGGAUGGGUUAUAAAUUUUUGGACUAUAUCUCAAGCACAAAAAUUAUGUCCUCCUGUUUCUUAAGUUCUACAGUUUUCAGGGAUUAUGGUUUAGACAAGUUGAAGUGUAAAAUAUUUUAACGCUGACUUAUUGAAAUAGCUCACUGAAUCCUCUUCUGUAUUUUUACAGUUUUAGUUCAAGUCAAACAUAUUUCCUUUAAACUUCAGAAAUCCUUGUAAAAUUGUAUUUUGUUUUAAUGUCAAACUCAGCGAUCUAUCGGUUUUAAAAACAAGAAAGAAAACAUGUCAUUAUUGCAAAUACACGUUGAAACUCCUAAACUGGAGAUUCAGUAAUACUCCUGCUCAAGGUAUUCAAUAGCAUUGCCAGCUACCUGUGUGUGUAUAUAUAUAAUUAUAUAUAUAUAAAACCAUGAAAUAUAAUAUGAGCAGUAAAAAGAGAGAUGAUAUAGAUUAAAAGCUCAUUUUGUACAGAUGGCACUUACUCCCAUUGAAAACCACAUGAACGUCCAGCCAUGUCCACGGUCUGUCAGCAAGAGGCAACACCCACAGGAGCAAGGUGCAAUUACAUCUACAUCAAGCGAGCUACAGGGCCAAGAGGAAGCGCCAUCUAGACAAAAAAGUGUAAGCGCACAGAGCAUGCAGGUGCUGUCGGAAGAAGGUCUGACACACAAUCUGAAGGCAAUGGCCAGGCUAAAGAUUAUGUGUUGGACAUAACUGCUAAAAUGUCUGCUCUGCACAUUGAUACAAGUUCCUCGGAACCAGCAUCCCUGAAAAAGAUUCUACAGAAGUAUGGAGCCGCUGUAGAGAUCGACACUAAGAUUGUGCAGGCAAAGAUACAUGGCAAUUCAACUCAGAUUGAGAAAACAAUCAAAUUCUUUCGGAAGAAAAUGAAUUAUAAGGGUCCAGUCUCAGAGCAAGAUUUCUGGAUACAGUGGGUCCAGGAAACGUUCCCUGAUUUUCACUCAGGACCCUGCUUUUUACCUCCUCUCUACUUCAGCCGCGUGCCGACGACCAGACAUUCAUUUGCCGGUCAGCCUUUAUCCGUCCUUUGGCCAGCAUCUGACCAGGCUGGUCAACCUGACCAAUCCGUGAAGAUUCCACGCACCGUUCCUCAGCCUCCCAAAGUUCAGGACAGUGACGUUAAGGACGAUGCAGCCAUGAAUCAUGUUCUGACCAGCUUGAAGAACAUGUUUCAACAAAAGAAAGAAGUUUUAGUUUUAAUGAGUAAUCUCCACUUUAAAGAUUACCUUACUGAGCGAUCUUCCACUGCUAAUAAGGACCAGCCUUACAUUCCCAUAAAAAAACGAGAGGUUGAUAUGCUUCUUAUUCAUCGAGAUUAUGGAUUUUUUGUUUUUGAGGUUAAGGCAUUUGGGGAGAAAGUAUUCAAAUUAAACAAAUUAACAAAGGAUACCAUCAAAAUAAGACUUGUCAAGGCCGUUGAACAGUUAAACUGCGCAACUGACAAUUUAAAGGAUGUGAGUUGGGACAUCACUCCCAACAUUCGUGUCAGAAAGACGAUUAUUCUUCCUAACCUCACGGCCAGUCAGGUACAGGCGACCAUCUUAGGAGAUCACGAUUUGUUGACAUGCCUUAGUGAGUGUCUGGAGACGGAAUCAUCGAACCCGGAGGACAUCGCGAGUCUUUGUCUGUGCUCUGACCAGUUGUCUGACGACAACAAUCUAGAGGACUGGUGGAGGCGACAAGUGGCUGGGGCGGGGACGGACAGUCAGAUGACGCAUCUUGGGUACACAGUGCUGACAGCCAGAUUCUGCGGACCGGCGACAGCAGUGACUGUACCAUGUGCAUCUUCUCCACGAAUUGGUGUCAAGACCCUGGGUCAGGCCGUGAAGUGUACAGGAGUUUGUUACUCUGAGAUCGGUCUUUUUCCGGAGCAAACCAAUCUGCUCAGUACGCGUCCUCCCAGACUCUUUGUAACAGGACCACCAGGUACAGGUAAAACCGUGGUGCUGCUCCUGAUGGGCACAGAAUGGUUGCAUCGGAGAGAAAAGGUUUAUAUUGUUAGUACAUGGAAAAAAAGUCUUCCAGUCUGCAUCAUGCUGAAACACCAUCUCAUCCAAUAUACUGUAGUGGAAAAUCAACUCAACCUCCUACAGUAUGACUUUGAAAAGAAAGAGAUGAGCAGAGCAGUGAACGAAUUGUCGCAGCUGGCAAAAGGAGGAAUAUUGUACGUCAUCGCUGAUGAAGCGGGCCCUGACAAGUCAGGUAAAGAGGGAGGAUUCAAAACGUUCUGCAAAAUGCUGCUAAAGAAAGUUCCCCAGAUCCAUCUUUGGGCGGCAAGUUGUUACAACAGACAUGUGCCAAAUGGAUGGGGAGAACAAGGAUUUAACAGACCCCUCCGUUCUCCUCCAGUCGUACGAAGAGAGGUGCAGAAGGACAGGGCGUUCACCCGUGACCGAAGUGUCAAAGAGUACGGUAACCGCGGUGUACCCGAGUUUACAGAUGGUCCGGCUGUGAAGAGAAUUUCCCACAAGAAACAUUCUUGUAGACCUGCAAUAAAUUGUGUCGAGUGCGGUGAUAUGGUCGUCUCUUUCCUUCAGAAUGAUCUCCGUGUUGGCGUCCCUGUGUUUACAGAUAGUGAGGAAGCAGCAUCGUAUGAUCUAAUGUGGCGAGACGUGCUGGUGGUGUACAAGACAACAGUGAGUGACAAGCUUGGUAUUGUCAAAGCUAUGAGAAAAGCAAAAAUUCCACUGCGACUGCUGAUGGAUGACAUGGAAGAAAUGAAAGACAUGGUCACGGCAAAGGAUGACGUGGUGUGGGUUACACAUGAAGAUUUGAUUCGUGGGCUGGAGAGAAAAGUUGUCGUGUGUGUGGAGGUGUGUGAUAAUUGGUCAAAGAAAGCCAAAUUAGCUGGUUAUAAGAGACUUCACAGCCAAUCCCGCUGUACAGCACAGCUAGUUAUUGUUUGUAACUAGCUGUAGCAUCAACUAAGACUUCACAGCUGGUCAGCGGCUGCAUCUCUUGUAGGUAGAUGGCACGACGAUUUGUCGACUCUGAUAUUGUCUAGUUAUUGUAGUCGAUAAUUUUGUGAAAUGUAUUCAAAGUUUUUAUUCAUAAUGUAUGACUUCUUCUUUCCCUUUAAUUAAAACUUACUCAAGUUUUCACCUGUAAAUGUAAAUGUAAUAUCAAAUGUCGUUUUGCAGUUGUGCUUAUUUUACGAUGAAAUUCUGUUAGAUGUGAUUUGGCAGUCCCAACAUUCCCUUUUUUUUUUUUACUGAGGUUAGAUUGACGAUAAUAAGGCCAUUGUCUUUUAUAAUAACCUUGCCUGUCUCCAGAACUACAGGUCACCAUGAAAGCAAAAUUAUAGAUACGCUGUAGUUAGUUGAUAUAUAAAGUGGUUGUAAUUUUCUUAUCGACCUUACAUUAUAUAUGACAAUACCAGAAGGGUUAUUUUCUUAAAAAAACUUUUGGCACCUAAAUAUAUCAUGCAAUUAAAAAUUGUUGAACUAAGAGUCUGCAUUUUUAUCAGCAAAGUUCUCACUAAAGCGACUUUAUGGAGUAAAUGUUUCUGAAGGUAUUUCUCAAGAAUAAAAAUGAAACCUGAUAAUUACAUCCUUUGCUGUUUGCUUUUCUUUUCAAGUUACUAUUAUGUACUGAUGACACAUAUUGGUGCACAUUAUGUCAUAUGCUUACCAUGCAUUUAUUCAAGAACAUUUAACUUGAUAUAAACCUUAAUUAAUCUGUUACCAUACUUUUACCUUCUUAAAAAUGCUUGUCGCGCGCUCUAGUGGCAUGUUUUCUUUAUAAUACACACGAGGUUCUAGUCAAGAUUGUUGAAUAGAAGAAUGAGCAGUGUUACCCUUACAGCCAAUGAAAACCCAGUUGUAAAAAUCAUACUGGCUCAGCACCUUUGUGUAGCCCCAGUAAAAUUCUGAUGAUUAGAUUGUCUUCCGUGUCUGUGACAUUCAAGUACAGAUAAGGAGUAGCAGGAGAAGUUGACCAUUCAAGUCAAUAUAUGAGUGCAUAGAAAUAAAUGCCAGAGGAAACCAUCGAUGGUCAGCCCAAAAAGAAGUAAAUCAGAGCAGAGAUCUGAACCCUCGACACCUGAUUCUCAUCGUCUGAUUGACGGGCACCAGUCCAUCAACUGCUCCAUGUGGUGCAUCGUUCACUGUGUAUGUCUGUAUGAUUGGCUGAUUGUGAUGUUCAUUGUGCAUGUCUGUGUAAUAUUGUGAUGCCCUCCUCUGUUAUAGGUCAAGACUACCCACUGCCUUUUGAAGCUUGUAAAACACAUUGAACUCGCCUUCUUGUUGGGAAGUAAGAUAUAUAAAUGUGUGUGUGCGACGAUACACAGCAUCAAUCGGAACAGCAGAAACCUAGGCGGAUAUUAAAUUUUUUUAAAUUUUCGUUGGAAAAUUAUUUAAAGUUAUUGCUCUUAAUAAGGGCGGGGUGGGGUUAGGUUGUAUUUCCCGUUCACUGUAGACACAUUAUUAAAGUUUAAUUUGUUCAUGAAGGCUUGAGUGUAAACAGUCAAGCUAUUUACAGUGUCCAUUUAAGGGAGGACAUUGGAAGCCUUCGUGUUAAAGGAGGUAAGUAGCCGCAGGUGAUGGAGACAGCGUUUUAGGCAAUUAUGCACAACACAGGAUAUUAAGAUAAGCAAGAUAUGUCACCACAAAAGUUAUACAAUAUGAUGUAAGAUUUAUGAUUGGAUUUUAAUAUUUAUUAACGAUAUUACUCUACGCCAUAAUAAAUAAAACCACUUCAAAUAAUUCAAAACAACAGAAACAAAGGUUUUUAUAUUUGCUGUUAAUAGUGCAUUGUUUCCCUUAACAGCUUCCUCUUCCUAUUUGAAGUGAGCACCGUUUUGUGAAACAUUUCAGUUGUGUUUUCAUAUCGAAGAACACUGGCUUGGUCCUCUUAAGGGCAAUUGUUUUAUAGUAUUCCCUUUGUUUUGAUUGUUUAUUUUAAUCUAUCCCUUUCUUUAUGGUAGUGUUAGGGACGCAUGAUACUUGGUUUUUAGUG